AUCUGCAUACAAGUGGGGGACGCGGUGUCAGGAGCAGCGGACUACAACCUGUGCACGGAGUACCAGCCGGUCACGCAGUGGUUCACGUGUGCCAGCGCCGUCGCAAACUACGGCAUGACGUGGUUCGACCUCUACCGCCUCAACCCCGGCAUCAACUGCGACUCUCUCAGCACGCUCACAGGCUCCGAGAUAUGCGUCGCCGGCACACCGUUGGGAGCGGUGGCGUGCGGUAAGGCGCGGUCGAAGACGGUGGCGAACCGGCGGUACACGGUGGGGGCGGGGGACAGCUGUUCGUCGCUGGUGGUGGUGCAAUUCCAGCGCCAGCCGCCACUCGUGGGCGAACUCAACCGCGGCUGGAUGUGCCGCUCCCAAAGCCUCUUUGCUGGCAUGCCCCUCUGUAUCCCCUCUUAG
Messenger RNA from Closterium sp. Naga37s-1, 411 nucleotides. The record is from the annotation of a GenBank genome assembly. Lineage: Eukaryota; Viridiplantae; Streptophyta; Zygnematophyceae; Desmidiales; Closteriaceae.